AACAUUCUGAGUUUGUUAUCAAUGAGUAAGCGGUGUCAACUACCGCAACAAAUGCCCAAAUGUUGUUUGGCAUCUGCGUUGCACCGUUUGCGUUAGCAGAGUGACGCCCUUGAAAAAGAACAGAAAAAAGUUGAAAGUUGCACCAAUUUGCCAAGCAUCUAUGAGGAUGAGCCCAUGAUAUUCAGUUGCUAGUGGAUUUCGACAAACGAAGAAGGAGAAAAGUGCUUCAAAAAUAGUGCUGUGUUAAUUAUUCUAGUCACGUUAUAUAACAAAAAUUUACGAAAAUGAGUUUUCUGGACGACCGGGGCAUCCUCUAUAUAAUAGCGGAUCUCUUGUCACUAAUAACUAUAGCAUCCUGCUUGAUAUCGAAAGUACCACAGAUUCAAACUGUGCGACAAUUAAAAUCCGCAACAGGAUUGUCCCUGAAUGGACUGCUCAUGGAACUAUGCAGCUACAGUGUGACGAUGCUGUACAAUUUCACCAAUCGGUAUGCCUUCCUUUCAUAUAUGGAAUAUCCUAUCCUACUCGUUCAGGAGUACGUGCUGGUGUACGUAGUGUUGAAGUAUAGUAACAUGUUGAACAAACCGGCAUACAUCUGGAGUGGCAUUUACGUGGCGGUAUUCUCUGGGUUCGCUACUGGGAUCAUUCCAAGCAGUGUACUAAUGAUGCUUGUUCCGUUAACGACACCGGUAGGUGCCACUAGCAAAGUGAUGCAACUGGUCGCUAUACUCAAAUCCAAAGAUGCACAGUCGGUUAGUCUGAUAACAUGGGCCAUUUCUGCAUUUACAAAUUCAACUCGCAUCUACACCAUCCUGCUGGAUUCGGGAGACAAAAUGCUGCUAACCAAUUUUGGAAUCUCGACCGUUCUGAGCACUUCCGUAUUUCUAGCAGCGUGGUAUUACAAGAAACCAAAGAAGGAAUAAUAACAUUAACGAUGGUGUUUCGCAAUACUAUUCGCUACGUGGCUUACAAUAUCGACGGCACAACUUGCUUCCGUUGUUCCACCGCAAGCAGCUUAUACGACGAAAGCGUCAGAGCGAUCUACUACGCUGACUUUUAACGGCCAAUAGUAGCUGUUAAACUUUUAAUGCUUUUUUCCCAAAAAAAAAACUGGUUUCAAACAGUAUCACAUUUAAUCUAGUCCAGUCUUGAUUAGUAAGUAGCUAAGAGUAAACAAAUUAGGACAUAUUUCGCACAAGCUGUAUUAUUUCUACUUAACUUUCUAUCACGCUUGAUUGUUAUUAUUAUAAACGAUGAAAGACAAUUAAUAAAGACGAUUUUUAAUUACAUCGCAAGAAA
Armigeres subalbatus is the source of this 1299-nucleotide messenger RNA. RefSeq names its product solute carrier family 66 member 3. The transcript is spliced from 4 exons. Lineage: Eukaryota; Metazoa; Arthropoda; Insecta; Diptera; Culicidae. The record is from RefSeq and is a predicted model, not a curated record. Bases 285 to 923 code for a protein of 212 amino acids.